GCGGAGUGUACACAAAAAAGGAAAGACUUUCUUUUCAGCCAGCUGCAGCAGUUGCAAGCACAACAACGAGCGCUGGGGCUGCAGAGAAGCAAAACAAAUUUUAUUCGACACUUCAACGAAAUAAGCACACAUUUUUAAACUGUCUUAACUGUUACAAACAACUAAAAUACAAAAUUGCUCAAAAUUUGAGUGCAAAUAAAAAGCGCAUUUUGGCGCGUAUGUGUGCAGAAUAAAGUGCAAUAGAAGAGAAAAGAAAAAUUGAUUUUUAACCAGUGUCAAGUGCCAACAACAACAAAAACAACAACAACCAGAGAUAAACCAGCAACAGCAACAAAAUGGUGCAAAAAUUCCAAUCGCCCGUACGCGUCUACAAAUAUCCCUUUGAGCUCGUUAUGAAGGCCUACGAGCGUCGCUUUCCGAAAUGCCCCCAAAUGCCCAUUGUCCUGGACUGCGAAAUCAUCAAGGACGAGUGCCUGGAGAAUGGCGCCAAGCGGAAUACAAGUCGACGCUGCAAGCUGGCCGUCGAUGCGCCGUAUAUCUUUAAGAAAUUGAUUGGCGUCGACUUUGUGUACUUUCUGCAGCACAACUUUUUGGACAUGUCCAAUCGCACGCUGAGCAUCGAGGCGGUCAACGAGAGCUUCUCGUCGCGCAUUGAAAUCUUCGAGCGUUGCCGCUACUAUGCCCAUCCGGACAAUGCCGAUUGGACGUGCUUUGAUCAGACGGCCACGCUGGAUAUUAAGAACUUUUUCGGUUUCGAGCACUCAAUGGAGAAGAUGGGCAUGAAACAGUAUACACAAACGACGCUCAAGGGCAAGGAGAUAAUUGAGUAUUUCAUCAGCCAGCUCAAAGAGGAGGGCGUCACGCAUGUGGAGCGCUGGGUGCCGCCAUUGGAUGCACCCAAGUCGCCAACGACAGAACAGCAUCAUGACAUACUCCUUGAUGGAGAUUUUAUUGCACGCAAUUUGGGACAAUUAUCGCCCAUGCAGGAGUCCAAGCUGCUGGAGCUGCGAAAAAUGCUGGAUGGUGUCGAUGAUCUGGAGCGCAUGCCCAGUUAUCAGACCAUCUUGCGUUUCUUGUCAGCACGCGACUGGCACGUGAGCCAGGCCUAUGCCAUGCUCUGUGAUUCGCUCAAAUGGCGUCGCGAGCAUCGUAUCGAUUCACUGCUCGAGGAGUACCACAAGCCAGCCGUUGUGGUUGAUCAUUUUCCCGGCGGCUGGCAUCAUCACGACAAGGAUGGCCGGCCCAUAUACAUACUGCGUCUGGGUCACAUGGAUGUGAAGGGCUUGCUCAAGUCUCUAGGCAUGGAGGACUUGCUUAGAUUGGCUCUGCACAUUUGCGAGGAGGGCAUACAGAAGAUUAAUGAAUCAGCCGAGCGCUUGGAUAAGCCCGUGCUCAACUGGUCGCUCUUGGUCGAUCUGGAGGGUCUUUCCAUGCGUCAUUUGUGGCGGCCCGGCAUCAAGGCUCUGCUCUACAUCACCGAGACCGUGGAGCGCAAUUACCCGGAGACAAUGGGACGUGUUUUGGUGGUGCGUGCUCCGCGCGUAUUCCCCAUCGCCUGGACUAUUGUCAGCGCUUUCAUUGACGAACACACACGCUCAAAGUUCUUGUUCUAUGGCCCGGACUGUGAGCACAUGAAGGACGGACUCGCUCAGUAUAUUGAUGAGGAAAUUGUGCCCGAUUUUCUGGGCGGGCCCUGCAAGACCAUGAUACACGAGGGCGGCCUUGUGCCGAAGACGCUUUAUAAAAUGAGCUCUUUGGAGGAUCAUGAUGAUGAAACGCCCGUUGCUUCACGCGCCGCUUCCGCCUGCGUUGUUGACCUUCCCAAUGAGGGCAAGCGUUUGUCUGCCGCUCAUCAGCACGAUCAUAAAAAUCUCUAUAAGACAGUUGAGCUUAAGGCGGGCUUCACUCACGAACUGCUCAUACGCAACAUGGAUCCAAAGAGUGUGCUCACCUGGGACUUUGAUGUGUUACGCAACGAUUUGCACUUCACGCUCUAUCGCGUCACCGAAGAGCUGCCCGACAAGAAUGACUCGGCUGUAUCAUAUUUUGAUCUUCAGGACUUUGUCGAAGGUGUCAACUUUUUCAGAGAGGAACCAACGCUCAUCUGUCGACACAAAGAGAGCGUCCAGGGCUCUCAUGUGAUGCAUCACAAUGACAGCUAUCUAAUGCACUGGUUCAGUCCAUCCGGUGCACAGCUGAAUAUAUUCUACGAAGUGCUUAGCUCGGUUAACUACAAGGGCUCCAUGACCAGCUUGCAGUCUGCAUUCUCAUCGAACUCGUCGGCGGCCAGCUCCUGUCAGAGUCGAUGAUAUGAGCCGAAUGCGCAUAGUGGCGUUGACUCUCGGGCAACAACGUCGCCCGGCGCGCGGGGCGUCCAGGAGGAGCAGGUGGAUUUGGGACUAUUGUCGGGCACACUGAUGGAGAAGAGUUUGAAUCUAUUUGACACGCCGGAUAUAUUUUUUUAGGCCCAUAAAAUUGCAAUCUCGUUUAGUUUAAUUUAGCAAAAAGUUUAGUUUGGUUUUAAUUGUAUUUCGUAUUAGCACAAUUUUGACGUUUAAUUGUUUUGUCUAUUUAUCUGUUUAUUUUAUAGUAUAUCAA
Molecule: messenger RNA, 2598 nt
Organism: Drosophila novamexicana
Lineage: Eukaryota; Metazoa; Arthropoda; Insecta; Diptera; Drosophilidae
Gene: retm
Product: protein real-time
Exons: 6
Coding region: 336-2309 (657 amino acids)
Cellular component (GO): cytoplasm
Source: RefSeq, a predicted model, not a curated record